This is a messenger RNA of Rhinichthys klamathensis goyatoka, 1767 nucleotides long. Its product is annotated as phospholipid scramblase 2-like. The record is from RefSeq and is a predicted model, not a curated record. Gene Ontology annotation, cellular component: plasma membrane. Gene Ontology annotation, biological process: plasma membrane phospholipid scrambling. The coding region runs from base 86 to 1756 and encodes 556 amino acids. Gene Ontology annotation, molecular function: phospholipid scramblase activity. The transcript is spliced from 15 exons. Lineage: Eukaryota; Metazoa; Chordata; Actinopteri; Cypriniformes; Leuciscidae.
AUUUUAUUUUCCCUCCAUCACCACAGAGGUUGUGCUGCUUCUAUAACAAAAGGUGAUUGUGCAGUCCAACAGACUUGUCUUCAAAAUGUCAGAACCAGGUUGUCCACCCCAAAAUGACCAUCCAAAUCCCAUGCCUCAGCCUGAAGGUCCUGCAACGGCUCCUCCUGCAGAGCUCCAGUCAGUGAACCAACCAGCUCCAGUUCAGCUGGUCAUGAAUCUAACUGAUCUAAGCAAUCCAGCACUUCACCAGGUUCAGCCAUAUACAGGUCCUGCACCGGCUCCUGAACCUGCAGGGAUCCAGCUAGUGAACCAACCAGCUUCAGGUCAGCCGGUCAUAAAUCCAGCACCUCACCAUGGUCAGCCAUAUGCAGCUCCUCCUGCAGAGCUUCAGCCAGUGAACCAACUAGCUCCAGUUCAGCUGGUCAUGAAUCUAACUGAUCUAAGCAAUCCAGCACCUCACCAGGUUCAGCCAUAUGCAGGUCCUGCACCGGCUCCUCCUGCAGAGCUCCAGCCAGUGAACCAACCAGCUCCAGUUCAGCUGGUCAUUAAUCUAACUGAUCUAAGCAAUCCAGCACUUCACCAGGUUCAGCCAUAUACAGGUCCUGCACCGGCUCCUGAACCUGCAGGGAUCCAGCUAGUGAAGCAACCAGCUCCAGGUCAGCCGGUCAUAAAUCCAGCAUCUCACCAUGGUCAGCCAUAUGCAGGUCCUGCACCGGCUCCUCCUGCAGAGCUCCAGCCAGUGAACCAACCAGCUCCAGGUCAGCUGGUCAUUAAUCUAACUGAUCUAAGCAAUCCAGCACUUCACCAGGUUCAGCCAUAUACAGGUCCUGCACCGGCUCCUCCUGCAGAGCUCCAGCCAGUGAACCAACCAGCUCCAGUUCAGCUGGUCAUUAAUCUAACUGAUCUAAGCAAUCCAGCACUUCACCAGGUUCAGCCAUAUACAGGUCCUGCACCGGCUCCUCCUGCAGAGCUCCAGCCAGUGAACCAACCAGCUCCAGUUCAGCUGGUCAUUAAUCCGCCUGGUCCAAGCAAUCCAGCUCCUAACCAGAUUCAACCAUAUGCUGCACCUGCAGUUCCACCGCUGGCUAUACCUUUUGGAGUCCCACCCGGUCUCGAGUACCUCAUUCAGAUAGACCAGAUCCUUAUCCACCAAAAAGUAUCGUUUAUAGAAAUGUUAACCGGCUUUGAGACCAACAACCAGUAUGAGAUCAAGAACAGCAUCGGUCAGGAGAUCUACCAUGCCAAAGAAGAAAGUGACUGCUUCACACGCAAUUUCUUCGGUUCAGCACGCAGUUUUCAAAUGCACAUUAAAAACAACGUGGGCCAAGAGGUCAUACGGAUGAACAGACCAAUGCGCUGCUUCCUGCAAGAGAUUGAGGUACAGGCUCCCCUUGGAGUUACCAUAGGCUAUGUUAAACAGGAGUGGUCCUGGUUUUUACCAAAAUUCUCCAUCCUGGGCCCCAACAAUGAGGUACUACUGGAAAUCCAUGGGCCCUUUCUUCCUAUCAAAUGCUGUGGUGACAUAAACUUUGAGGUAAAAGACAUGAAUGGUGGGAAGUCAAUUGGUCGAAUCAUAAAACAACGAAGUGGUUUCUUAAAGAAAUGCUUCACUGAUGCCACCAACUUUUGUAUCCAGUUCCCCCUGGACAUGGAUGUUAAAAUGAAGACUGUAUUAUUGGGUGCUUGCUUCCUUAUUGACAUCCUGUUCUUUGACAAAGGUGGAAAUUUAUUUUUAAAAGUAUUAAAGGGAUCAUGAAAUGCUUUUUU